UCUUGCCCGGUGCAAGCGUGGCCUGUCCACCAGGCUGUGAGCCCGCGCAGGAGGGAUCUUGUUUUCCUCUCCCCGGAGCGCUGCCGCCUUUCCAGCCGCGUUCCGGGAAGGCACAUAGGUUCCAGAGGAGUGGCAUUUCCAGGGUCCUUGGCAACGGUUGUUGCGUGACCCGCGAGCCUUUGUACAGUGAGCUCUAGGCAACAGGGGAGAAGGAGGGAGGCGCGGGGCCCGGACUGAGCGGGCCUGGGACGCGGACUGCCCGAUCGUUUCGGAGGCGCGGGGUCUGGGCCACUGGGCCGAACCCCGAGUUCUCAGCGUGAGACAGUGGGACAGCGGCGACGCGGACAGGGAAGCUGGGUGAGGAGGCUCGCCACACUCGCUGGCCCUGUGCGGGCGGCAGCAAGGACCCGGCAGGGACUCCGGGCGACCAAGGCGAUGGCCCCCUCCCCGGCAGGGCAGGUGAUCGCCAGGCUGGCAGCGGGGCGGAGCCCGCUGGAGCCACCCUCGCAGGCACCACAACCGCUGCGCAGGUUACUUCCAAGGGUUGCUACCUGGCUACUGCUGCCCCAAUGAAGUAUAUCCUGGUCACUGGUGGGGUCAUCUCCGGCAUUGGCAAAGGGAUCAUCGCCAGCAGCAUCGGGACCAUCCUGAAAUCAUGCGGACUCCGAGUUACGGCCAUCAAAAUUGACCCCUAUAUUAACAUUGAUGCGGGGACCUUUUCGCCCUAUGAGCACGGUGAAGUGUUUGUCUUAAAUGAUGGUGGAGAAGUUGACCUGGAUCUUGGAAAUUAUGAAAGGUUCUUGGAUAUUAAUCUCUACAAGGACAAUAAUAUCACCACCGGGAAGAUCUAUCAUCAUGUGAUUAAGAAGGAGCGGCGCGGAGACUACCUGGGGAAGACAGUGCAAGUUGUCCCCCACAUCACCGAUGCCAUCCAAGAAUGGGUUAUGAAUCAGUCUAAGGUACCAGUGGAUGGGAACAUGGAAGAGCCCCAGAUCUGUGUCAUAGAGCUGGGCGGCACCAUCGGAGACAUUGAGGGGAUGCCGUUCGUGGAAGCCUUCAGACAGUUCCAGUUCAAGGCAAAGAGAGAGAAUUUCUACAACAUUCAUGUCAGCCUGGUCCCGCAGCCCAGCGCCACCAAGGAACAGAAAACCAAGCCCACGCAGAACAGUGUCCGUGCGCUGAGGGGCCUGGGGCUGUCCCCAGAUCUGAUUGUCUGCCGGAGUUCCACGCCCAUUGAGAUGGCUGUGAAGGAGAAGAUUUCCAUGUUUUGUCAUGUGAACCCUGAACAGGUCAUGUGUAUCCACGACGUAUCUUCCACCUACCGCGUGCCCGUGCUCCUGGAACAGCAGGGCAUCGUGAAGCACUUGAAGGAGCGGCUGGACCUGCCCGUGAGCAACGACUCGAGCAGCCUGCUGCUGAAGUGGGGUAACAUGGCUGACAGGUAUGAAAGGCUGCAGAAGAUCUGCUCCAUUGCCCUAGUCGGGAAAUACACCAAGCUCCGGGACUGCUACGCGUCUGUGUUCAAAGCUCUGGAGCACUCGGCCCUGGCCAUCAACCACAAACUCAACCUCAUGUACAUAGACUCCAUCGACCUGGAGCAGGACACCAAGGUCCAGGACCCGGUGAAGUUCAAUGAAGCUUGGCAGAAGCUAUGCAUGGCUGAUGGUGUUCUUGUGCCUGGAGGCUUUGGACUCAGAGGAACGCUGGGAAAAAUCCAGGCGAUUUCUUGGGCAAGGACAAGAAAGAUUCCUUUUCUGGGAGUCUGCCUUGGGAUGCAGCUGGCGGUGAUAGAGUUCGCAAGGAACUGCCUGGACAUGAAAGAUGCCAAUUCCACGGAGUUUGAGCCCGGCACCCCAGUCCCUUUGGUGAUUGAUAUGCCAGAACACAACCCUGGUGAUCUCGGUGGAACCAUGAGGCUGGGACUAAGAAGGACCAUCUUCAAAACCCAAAAUUCCAUACUGAGGAAACUGUACGGCGAUGUCCCGUUCAUUGAGGAGAGACACAGACAUCGCUAUGAGGUGAACCCUAAGCUGAUCAGCCACUUUGAGCAGAAAGACCUAGCUUUUGUAGGUCAGGAUGUCGAUGGGGAUAGAAUGGAAAUCAUUGAACUGGCAAAUCAUCCCUAUUUCGUUGGUGUGCAGUUCCACCCUGAGUUUUCUUCCAGGCCAAUGAAGCCUUCACCUCCCUAUCUAGGGCUUCUGCUCGCAGCAACAGGGAAUUUGUGUGCAUACCUGCAGCAGAUGGGCCCGCUGUUCCCCGGCUAUGGAUACAGUGACUCGAGCGAUGACAGCUUUGCAGAGUCCAAGAUAGCUGAGCUGGAGAUCAGAUGAUGCACAGCUUGGAAUGAGGGACUGUUGGCCUGGUGAACCAAAGGAAUCAUUUGAAGAGGUUGGCACAUACCCAGGGUCAUUCUGUUCACCACACCAGAUGCAGAAAACUCUGUGGAUGCUUACUUCUGGGAACCAGAAGCCAGGGGUCCCCCACCCCCACCGCAGGUGGCCUUGGGAGUCAGAUUUCUAUAGUUGAUUAAACUUUCUGCAAUGA
This is a messenger RNA of Cavia porcellus (domestic guinea pig), 2544 nucleotides long. It is a transcript of the gene Ctps2, whose product is annotated as CTP synthase 2. Gene Ontology annotation, cellular component: cytoplasm; cytoophidium. NCBI's taxonomy places the organism in Eukaryota, Metazoa, Chordata, Mammalia, Rodentia, Caviidae. The transcript has 19 exons. The coding region runs from base 570 to 2330 and encodes 586 amino acids. Gene Ontology annotation, molecular function: CTP synthase activity; identical protein binding. The record is from RefSeq and is a predicted model, not a curated record. Gene Ontology annotation, biological process: CTP biosynthetic process; pyrimidine nucleobase biosynthetic process.